GUGACUAUACGACUAAACGCGCUUGUCAUUUGGCACCUUGGCUCGAGAUAAAAAAGAAGCCGAAAAACAAAAAAAAAGCAUCUUACCUUGCGAUAAUACAAGAAUUACUUAUAAUUGCGUUAUCCACGGAGUGAAAUCUUCAAAAUGCUGAUAAAAGUCAAGACUUUAACCGGAAAAGAAAUUGAGAUCGACAUUGAACCCACGGACAAAGUGGACCGAAUCAAGGAAAGAGUAGAAGAAAAGGAAGGGAUUCCCCCUCAACAGCAACGACUUAUUUUUUCUGGCAAGCAAAUGAACGACGACAAAACGGCACAGGAUUACAAGGUCCAGGGUGGCUCCGUGUUGCAUUUAGUAUUGGCACUACGUGGAGGCUGGUAAAACCCAACUAUUUUUAUUUGGUUAUGAGCCUGGAGUGUGAAGGAUUCUGUAAGUAUGUAGCAACCCGACAGAAAAACUAAUUGCCUACAAGCAUUAGUAUAUUGUGUGUUUUGUCAUAAACUUGUUUCUUUAAAUAUGGAAAAAUAAAUCACGAUAAGCUAUCGAUUCUGAAAAAAAAUAUAUUUCAUUUUCCGAUCUGGUUACUUA
Malaya genurostris is the source of this 585-nucleotide messenger RNA. RefSeq names its product NEDD8 (gene Nedd8). The transcript is spliced from 3 exons. NCBI's taxonomy places the organism in Eukaryota, Metazoa, Arthropoda, Insecta, Diptera, Culicidae. Gene Ontology annotation, cellular component: nucleus; cytoplasm. Gene Ontology annotation, molecular function: protein tag activity; ubiquitin protein ligase binding. Bases 145 to 378 code for a protein of 77 amino acids. Gene Ontology annotation, biological process: modification-dependent protein catabolic process; protein neddylation; regulation of proteolysis. The record is from RefSeq and is a predicted model, not a curated record.